Molecule: messenger RNA, 1442 nt
Organism: Nicotiana tabacum (common tobacco)
Lineage: Eukaryota; Viridiplantae; Streptophyta; Magnoliopsida; Solanales; Solanaceae
Biological process (GO): translation
Cellular component (GO): ribosome
Molecular function (GO): structural constituent of ribosome
Source: RefSeq, a predicted model, not a curated record
CGUUAAAACCCAAAUUGCUACUGCUUCUGAAAUCUGAACCCACACACACGCUUUCAGUUUCAGCACACGCCGCCAUCCUCCGCCGCUCUACCGGCGGCAAUCGCAAGCGACUCUGUAUUCGAAUUCCAUCACCUCUCUAAAAACCCUAGAAGCAUCAGAGCGCUGAAGAAAUGUGGAGAAGACUCUCUUCGCAGCUCCGAACGCUAACUCCAUCCCUGUCCCCUCCAAAAUGCAAGCUUUUCGUCACUGCUUCUGUUUCGUCUUCAUCUCCAAUUUCGGAGAUCUUUCGUCCCUCCGUUGGUCUAUAUCUUCGGCAUUUUAGCUCUGAUUUUGGUAAUGCUUCUACAAAGAAGGAAGUCGAGCUCGGAAACUUCGAGUCCAGAUUGAACUUGUCUGUUCACUCUAAGCAUUACUCCCAAGAGUCGCUGGCAUCACCUUACAAGGUUUCUAGAUCAUGUUUAUCACAAGACACUACCAUGGUCCCAAACUUCCCUAGGAGGUUCCUCACAACGGGUGCUACUUCAGUUGACAAAGUUCCUGAAGAUGCUUCUUCUUCUUUGGCAACUCCACGUAUCAAAUUUAAGAGGCUUGAUAAAACAGCAGCACAUAUAAUGCAGAUUCUUGACAAAGAAGCUGUUGAAGAAGUAAAGGCACGGAGUCCGAUACCUGAUAUAAAGCCUGGUUAUAUUGUCCAGCUCAAAGUGGAAGUGCCGGAGAACAAGAGACGUGUUUCAAUUGUCAAAGGCAUAGUGAUAGCAAGGCGCAAUGCAGGUUUAAAUACUACAUUCAGAUUAAGAAGACUUGUGGCUGGAGUUGGGGUUGAAAACCUAUUUCAUCUGUACUCGCCCAACAUAAAGGAGAUGAAGGUGCUGGACAAGAAAAAAGUGAGGAGAGCAAAGCUAUACUACCUCAGGGAUAAAAUGAAUGCCCUGAAAAAACAUUAACAAGCUAGCUCAUAUGAAGGUAUACAGGAAUAGGUGUUUGAUCUAAUUGCCUGGAGAUCUAUCAAAUUCCUAUGUGGUGCCUAAGAAACUGUUAUUCAUCUCUAUCAGGGUUGAGCCUAUCAGUUUAAAGUGGUUUUGUGUGGCCAAUGUAAGAGAUUGCAGCAAAAGAAUCUUAUUCUGUCAACUUCCGAUUCUGGUCACUGGUUUAGCUAUCUCUCUAGAUAAACAUGUAUCAUCAACAUCCCUUUCCUUUUCCAAAUGUUGUAGGUAACUAGUAACUUUUGCUAUGUCGCAAGCAAAUCUUGCCAUAGGAUGAGCAUUUCCCUUUAGUAGUUUCUAGAUUGCGUAAAGUGGGAAUGGUUUUAAAAAAGUGUUCGGUUGACUGCAUCACAGGCAAUGUGAAUUUAUUUUCUAACUUUUGGCAUAUUCUUAUAAGCUGUACACUUCUGGUCUAAGAUAUAUCUGAUAAACAUAUUUCAAAUAAAGCAUAUUUCUGUA